Molecule: messenger RNA, 1621 nt
Organism: Filobasidium floriforme
Lineage: Eukaryota; Fungi; Basidiomycota; Tremellomycetes; Filobasidiales; Filobasidiaceae
Exons: 5
Coding region: 229-1371 (380 amino acids)
Biological process (GO): rRNA processing; tRNA 5'-leader removal
Cellular component (GO): ribonuclease MRP complex; ribonuclease P complex
Molecular function (GO): ribonuclease P RNA binding
Source: RefSeq, a predicted model, not a curated record
AAGAUCAUAGGGUCUCUGUAUAGCCGUUAUAGUUGUGCUGUUACCGGGAGCACCGCAUCAUUCAACCAUCGAUAUAUCGCUGUCAUUCAACAAAGAAGGACUAUACAGCCAUAGCGCCAUAAACUUCCUAAAGUCCUACUCGAUUCCCAACUCCCAAUCGAUUCAAGCGAUCGCUUUUCGAUUCAGAGCUGAACCGCCGGAUCGUCCUCAACUCCUCUGUCAUCCGGGAUGUCGUCCGGCAAGAAGAGCAUGAAGGGUAGCACCUUCGCCCCUUCGCAGGGCGAGGUCAACGCACAUCAGGAGCUGGACCCCUACCGAUCCUUGCCAGGUUCCUUCAAGAAACCUCUACUAGAGUUCUCAGCUGCCAACCCGUUCCCGCCAGACCUCCCUUCCCCUGCCAGCUGUUCUCUCCUGAAGAUCAAGCCUCAACACUAUAACGGCCGUCUCGCCAACAAGUCCCUCAUCCUCCAAGACCCACCUCUUUCCGGCCCCUCUGCCCAGGAAGCCGAGAGGAAACAGCAUGCCGUGAACAAGGGCAAGAAGCGAAGAGCUUUGGCUACGAAAGAAGAGGUGGAGAGGUUCGACAAGGAUGAUGAGAGGGGGGUGAAACGGAAACGAGCGGGGUUGGGUAAUCGGAAAGAGAGUCGAAAGGCAUGGAACCUGGAAGCUGGGGUGAAAAUUUCCUACAACCUCCUCCUCCCGCUUCACUACCUCUACCUAUCAUAUCUAUCUGAGCUCCUAUGUCUCCCUCCUUACCAAGAAGCUCCUCAGCCUCAACACAAUGCACCAUCAACAAGUAAUUCAGGUCUUACACCUCUUCCCUCUUCCCGGCUUCCCAAUGGAUUAGGGUGUGAGUUGAUCAGCGCUCGCAUCGUGAAGUCCGAUAUGACGGGUGCCCUUCUGCGAGUGAAACGCUCAAAAAACAAGGCGUUGCAAGGGUUGGAAGGGUUGGUCGUCCAAGAGACAGCUGGGACUUUCAAGGUUGUCGCUAAGGAUGGGGUCGUCCGAGUCUUACCGAAAGGCAACACCCUCUUCCUCCUAUCCUUUCCCGCCUAUGCCUUCCACACACUCCCUCACGCACCCAACGCGAAGCAGGAAGAAGCUCAACCUCCCCCUCCGCUCGACCCUAUCGAUCCUUCCGACCCUCUCGCCUUCCUCUCCGAGACCCCAUCAAACACGCCCGCCCCGACGUCAAAACACCAAGCUUUCGAGGCCUCCUUGGCCCGAGUACCACGGAUCGAGAUCGAUAUCCUCGGCUCAGCAUUCGCUUUCCGUAGCGAAGACAGGGCAGGGAGGAAGUUUAAACCGGGGACAGUGCUCGAUCAGGGCUGGGCGGCGGAUUGGCUUCUGCCCGAGAUGUUCGACGAGUAAGGCUGUAGCCACGAAAGCCAGCUGUUCUCCCUUGUGUCGAGUUCUAUGCAUGGGCUAUCUAUAAGGGUGUUCUAAAUCUGCUAUGCUACUGUAUAGUACAAUUGGUUUUUGGCCUAUACCUGACAGGCACGUGAAGCUAAACCCAGUUCCUCAUCAAGUUCCGAUGGAAUACACGAUGUAAAUAACGCUUUACGAAUGGACCCGAAUAAAGCGAUUGAUCAGUAAAUACACAUGAUUGAUCACAGUCGGA